UAAGCAAACAAAUGGUUGCAAAAUCCACCCUUCUGAGAAAACUUUAUAGUGUGUGCACGCGACAUUUCAGCUCUGACAACAUGUCGCUAAAGUUUUCAGCAAAUAUUGCUUGCAUGUUCUGCGAGUUGCCAUCCAUGGUUGAGAGAUAUGAUGCUGCAAAAACCGCAGGAUUUAAAUAUGUGGAGAGUGCCUUUCCCUACUUGGAACCAUUGGAAUCUGUUAAGAAUGCCAAAGAAAAAUCGGGUCUCGAGCAAGUUUUGAUUAAUGCAUGGCCUGGUGAUUUAAGUAAAGGUGAUAUUGGAAUAGCUGCUCUUCCAGACAGAGAGGAAGAAUUUGAAAGCAAACUAGACUUGACUAUUGAAUAUGCAAAGGCACUGAAAUGUAAAAGAAUUCAUGUUAUGGCGGGCAUGAAACCAAACAAUUUUGAUGAAACUGAAAUGGAGAAAACUUUUAUAAAGAAUAUAACACUGGCAGCAAAGAGGUUUGAACCAGAGGGAAUAACCUGUUUAAUAGAACCUCUGAACAGUAGAAUUACAGCACCCAGAUACUUCCUUACAGAUAUUAACAAGGCUGUUGAAAUAAUCAAGAAAAUCAACAGACCCAAUUUGAAAUUACAGUUUGAUUUCUUUCAUGUGCAGAUAAUGGAAGGGAACUUAACUAAAACCUUAGAAAAAUAUAUGCCAUAUGUUGGUCAUAUACAGAUUGCUCAAGUUCCAGAUAGGGGAGAGCCAGAUAAGCAUGGAGAAAUCAAUUAUCCCUAUGUGUUUGAAUUACUACAGAAGUUAAAAUAUGAUGGAUAUAUAGGACUUGAAUACAAACCCAGAGGAAACACAGUGGAGGGGUUGAAGUGGCUGAAAGAUUAUGGAAUACAACUUUAAUGAAAUAAAAAUAUAUUAACCAUAGACCAAGGAAGGGAGAGAAUUCCUUGUCCAAUAAACCCAAAACAUACUUGCUAUAAAGACAGUGUGGAAAAACAUCUGAAGAAAUGCAGGAAGCAACAAAAAGAAUUGCCGCCAUAUCACACAGAGGGCAUCAACAAAGAUACUGAUGAAGUAGAGGAUACAGCAAAAGAAACAAAGAUACCACUUAAGGAUUUUUCAACCAGAGAGCUGCAAGAUUUGAUCGAAAAGGUUCACAAGCUUUAUGAUGAGCAUGUAAUCAGUAUUGAUGAAGAAAUCUUGAACCAUCAUUGUCUGGAUGAGGAACUGAGCAAUGAAUCUUAUGGAAUUCCUGCCAUCCGCCACAGAAAACAACAGGCUUCUCUGGUAGGACAGUUACAAAGACUGGACUUGUUACAUGAAGGCCUGUGUUUUGUAGAGCUUGGUGCUGGUAAAGGUAAUUUAUCCCACUGGAUACAGCAAGCCUUACCAGACAAGUCAGAUCUAGGGUUUGUUUUGGUUGAUUACGGUCAUGUGAGAUACAAGGCAGACAACAAGCACAAGUGGCCAGAUACAGGACCCAAGUUUGAACGCCUUCGCAUAAACAUUGCCGACUUAAACCUGGAGAAAGUGGAGAGUAUUUCAGCCAAUCAGAGACCAGUGGUGGCAGUUGGCAAACAUCUGUGUGGAGGUGCAACAGACUUUGCCUUACGUUGUGUUACAAGAACUCUUGAAGUACAAAAAUCUGAGGGAAGGUCUAGUCAACCAGAAGAAAAGAAAUUUAAGUCAGAAAAUUAUGAUAGUCAUCCAAAAUCUUGUCUAGCAGGUGUUACCAUAGCCCUUUGCUGUCAUCACAGAUGUACAUGGGAGUCAUAUGUUGGUAAAGAAUUCAUAAAGAACUGUGGUCUUUCUCAUCGAGAAUUUACCUUACUUUGUAAACUUAGUGGCUGGACAGCUGCAACAUGGGCUGGCUGGAAAACAAAGGAGGAAAUGUACAGAGAAAUUGACAGAGGAAAUUGUAGCAUCAACAAAUACGAAAGUGAAAUCAAGAACACUUCUGAUAAGGUCUUUGAUAGGCAGAAUUCAUCCUCACAGAAGAUAGAUAAAAACACCACUGUUGACCAAUCAAUCAAUUCUAAUGAUUUUAAGGAACAUCAGGACAGGGAGCAGUCAUUUUGCCGGAGUGACCUUCAGUUGUCAGCAAGUCAGAGAGAAGAGGUAGGCAGGAAGUGUAAGAGACUAAUUGACAUUGGUCGAGUACAUUACUUGAGGAACUGUGGUCUACAAAGUCAGCUCAAGACUUACAUAGAAGAAAAGCUUACACCUGAAAAUGUUAUCAUUGUUGCAAAAUCUUAGAGUGAUAUCUAACAAAAAGUUUAUCAUGCA
Saccostrea echinata is the source of this 2264-nucleotide messenger RNA. RefSeq names its product tRNA:m(4)X modification enzyme TRM13 homolog. Gene Ontology annotation, biological process: tRNA methylation. The transcript has 20 exons. The record is from RefSeq and is a predicted model, not a curated record. NCBI's taxonomy places the organism in Eukaryota, Metazoa, Mollusca, Bivalvia, Ostreida, Ostreidae.